Panicum hallii is the source of this 1535-nucleotide messenger RNA. RefSeq names its product F-box/FBD/LRR-repeat protein At1g13570-like. The coding region runs from base 33 to 1394 and encodes 453 amino acids. The record is from RefSeq and is a predicted model, not a curated record. Gene Ontology annotation, molecular function: protein binding. The transcript is spliced from 2 exons. Lineage: Eukaryota; Viridiplantae; Streptophyta; Magnoliopsida; Poales; Poaceae.
CUGACGACGACUGUCCCCUUUCUUCUUCCCAAAUGGCCACUGCCCCAGCGAAGCCAAUCCCCGCCGCCGCUGGCAGCUGCGGCGGCGACGACCCCGAUCUGAUCAGCCUCCUUCCCGAUUGCAUUCUCACCACCAUCCUCUCGCUCCUCCCCCUCCCGGCCGCCGCUCGCACCCAAAUCCUCUCCCGCCGCUGGCGCCGCCUCUGGCCGUCCGCGCCGCUCCACCUCCUCGACUCCCACCUCCAGGUCCCAACCUCCUCCCUCCCCGCCGUGGUCUCCCGGAUCCUCGCCUCCCACCGCGGCAACGCCGCGCGGUUCGACAUCCUCCUCGCCCGCCCCUCCGCCGCCGACCUCGACUCCUGGCUCCGCUCCCUCGCCGCCAAGCACCUCCAGGAACUCGUCCUCCGGCCCCCGUCCGACGAGCCCCUGCGCCUCCCGCCGUCAUUCCUCUCCUGCCGCUCCCUCCGCUCCGCUGAGCUCACCAACUGCCGCCUCCCCGAGGAUGCCGCCGCCGUCGCCGAAGUCUACUUCCCCCACCUCGCCGAGCUCACCCUCCGCCUCUCCCGGGUCCCCGCCGCCGCCGCCCUCCACGGCCUCCUGGCCGGCUGCCCCGAGCUCGCGAGCCUGUCGCUCGACCGGGUCUUCGGCUGCCGGACCCUCCGCGUGCGGUCCCGGAGCCUGCGCAGCCUCACGGUGUCGGUCUCCCUGACGCGGCGGCGCGUCCUGGAGGGUGCCGAGGAGCUGGAGCACCUCAUCGUCGAGGAUGCGCCUGCCCUGGAGAGGCUGCUCGCGCACGACAUCAACUGGGGCCCAUCGAUAAAUGUAAUGCAUGCGCCGCGGCUGCAGAUGCUUGGCUACUUGGGGGUCGGGAUCCCGGAGCUGCAGCUUGGCUCCGCGUUGUUUCGCUCGAUGCGCGCUGUUAGACUGUCGGCGGAGUUCCGGUGUGUGAGGACACUUGCGCUGGAGAUGGCAGAUCCGCAGGUGAAGCCUGUGGCAGUCUUCCUCCGGUGCUUCCCCUGCUUGGAGACGCUCUAUGUCACGUCUCACAUGGUUGUUCCCCAGAGCAUGGAAAUAUUGAAUUAUGAGAUGGAUGAUCCCCUAGAGUGCCUCAACUAUCGUCUCAAGACAGUGGUGCUGAAAGGUUACAGAGGGCGAAAGCAUGAGCUUCAGCUAGCCAUGUUUCUUGUUCGUAGUGCAAGAGUUCUACGGGUUAUGAAAUUCUUGUGUGAGAAUGACUGCAACCUUUCAUGGUUGACAAACCAAAAAAGGCGAUUACUGUUGGACAACAGGGCAUCACUAGGGGCUCAAUUUGUUUUUCAGAAGAUCACCAAGAGCUACAUCAGGUUUCUAAAGCAAGCAAGUAACAUUUCUUUAGUUGAUCCCUUUGACACUUAACCUUAGACUCUUACUGAAUGUUCUCUCCAUUUUUCCUAUCAUUAAUUUUAUCACAAAGAUAAAAAGUGAUCAUGUUCUGUACAUGGAUGAAGCCUAUGUGUAGCUGUGAUUUGGAUUAAACGUGUCUGGAAUUUUCAUGAA